AUGGCUCAACACUUCGCAAAACUGGCCCUACUAUGGGUCGCCGUCCAUGGUGUUGUCUCGGCAGUCAGCUUCACGAUUCCCAGCCAGGCACAUACAGGCAGCUACAGCUAUGCGCCAGUGGAACCAGCGCCAGUCGGGAUCUCCUUUGAGUUCUUUGCGUUUCCGUCCUACUUCACCAACGUCACCGCCACGAACCAAUGCCUCACUAACUGGAAGGAUUUGACCGGAGUGUGGCCGCCGAUACGCAUUGGUGGCACCACCCAGGACCGCGCGGUGUAUGACUCCGCAACAUCGGCUUACGUCGUGUAUACUGUUGCCAGUGCAACCGAUGCCCCUGCCAGCUUGACGUUUGGGUCCAGUUUCUUCACCCUUGCAGCGACCUAUGGCGGCAGUGUGGUCGUCGGCUUGAAUAGGGGCAAAGACGACAUUCAGAACACGAUUGCUGCUGCCAAGGUAGCUGUUGGGGACAUGAGCAACCUUCUGGCUAUUGAGUUGGGGAAUGAGCCUGAAUAUUACGCGAGUGCUGGUCAACCUAUCGCUUCUGGGACCUGGACACCAGCGGUUGAUGCCGCGUCGCAGGAUAACUGGGACAUCACAGUUGGCACUGCCAUAGGCAAGACAGCGAUUAUCCAAGCUGGCAACUCGAACGAUUCUCCACCAACAUGGGGCGCGGCAGAGCUGAUCGCGACAGAGAAUGCGACAGUUAAGCAAUACGUCAAGGAUUACGCUCAUCACAACUAUCCAGGAGGGACUGUUACAUCACUUAUGAGCCACUCAAGCAUCUCCAGUAAUCUGCACGUGUUCGACGCGGACGUGGCAGCUGCGUUGGGACAAGGGAAGCAAUACGUCUUUGGAGAGACAAAUUCGGUAUCCGGAGGAGGUGCCGCGACCGUGUCGCCCACAUUCGGAGCCGCACUUUGGACAAUGAACUACGUCCUCCGCGCCACAUACAGUAACAUAUCACGCACCUACUUCCACCACGGAACCCUAGGUGCUUGCCAAUAUUGUUUUUGGGGCCGCUAUUCCAUGGGAGCGCCUUACUAUGGUGCUUACGCGGCGACCGCCCUCAUGGCCAACGCGGCGUACCUCACAGCUCUCGACGACGGUACCACAAAUUACGCAGCUUACGUCUCGUUCGACUCGGCUGGCGCACCCCUGAGGGCCCUGCUUUACAACUCUGAUUACUACGGAGGCAGUGGGACCCGGAGCAGCCAGUCGUUCGUGCUGAGUGGAUUGACGGGGAGCUCGGUCAGGGCGAAGAGGUUGACUGGCGAUAGUGCGGUGGCUAGGGUUGAUCAAGGUGGAAUUGUUACGUUCGGGGGACAGACAUUCACUGAUGGCACUUGCACUGCCAGUGGGGCCGAGACGUUCGAGACUUUGGCUGUAAGCGGUGGACAGGCGACGGUCUCCUUGAGCGCUAGUGAGGCUUUGCUUGUGUAUUUGCGGUGA
This is a messenger RNA of Anthostomella pinea, 1449 nucleotides long. The record is from the annotation of a GenBank genome assembly. Lineage: Eukaryota; Fungi; Ascomycota; Sordariomycetes; Xylariales; Xylariaceae.